CCAAGUCAUAGUCCAACACGCAAAAAUGACGAAUCCUCGUGAGCCAGCCAGCCAGCCCUAACCAAACAGAAACCAAAACCAAACAUACAUUGACACCCGGUUCCACCAAAAAUUACUCUCUCCCUUUCUCUCUCUCUCGAUGGCAUCGGAGCAAGACGACACCGUUUACCUGGACGAAUCCCACGAGCUGGACGAGGACGAGGAGGAAUCCGAAUCGGACGAAGACCUCGAGGAGAACGACGACGUAUUGGUCCCCGAGGACGACGACGAUCCCGAGGAGGAAGAAGAACUUAAUUCUGCUUCCACGUCAUCACCACCUGCAGUCUCCGUCGCUAACGUCGUUACAACGACGACGUCUACGGUGACGCCAGUUACUUCCACAAUCUGCGCCGUAACUGUUGCCGUACCUGCCGCACUGCCGUUAACGACGAUCCCUAACGGCACCGACAAGCCGGUCAUGUCGUCGAUCGAUGAUCCGCUUCGUGAUUCGAAACGACAUCGUAUGGCGGAUUUGUCUAUAAUCGUCCAGGAGGACAAGCAAAGGCCUGUGCCUCAGCUCGACGAGUCCCGGCGGUUGUUCCAGCGAUUGUGGACCGAUGAAGACGAGAUCGAGCUCCUGCAAGGCUUUUUCGAAUAUACGACGUCGCAUCGCGGCAUCGGGAGCUCGCACCAUCCUGAUACGGCGCUGUUUUAUGAUCAGAUAAAGUCAAAGCUGCAGCUGGAUUUCAACAAGAACCAGCUCGUGGAGAAGCUUCGGCGCUUGAAGAAGAAGUAUCGGAACGUGAUGAGUAAGAUCAGCUCUGGUAAGGAUUUUUCCUUUAAAAGUCCUCAUGAUCAAGCUACCUUCGAAAUUUCUAGAAAGAUCUGGAGUAAUACUGGGAAGAUAUUAGGAUUUGAAGAUAACGUGUUAGAUUACGAAGAAACUAACAAUAAUGUUAGUAACAAUCAUAACAAUAUUAGCCAUCACCCUAACUUUGAAGUGAAAAUUGAGGAUGGUGUUGAGAGGAAAGGGGCUAGUAGGUCAAGGAAGCGGUCAAGGUCAAAAUCCAUCGGAAAGAUUGAGGAGAAGCGUAUUCCGGGUGACGGAUUCGUGUUGAAUAGCGAGAAUUUUGGGAGUGCCGGCGUCGGUGCCGGUGCCGGUACUGGAGCCACUGCCACCGCCGCCGGAGGGGGCGGUGGAAUAGGAAAUGUGGGGGUUGGGGCGAUAGAGGAGACGCUGAGAAGUUGUCUGUCGCCUGUGUUUAAGGAGAUGUUGAACGGGGCUAUGAUGAUGAUGAUGGGAGGGAUGCCCUGUGGCGGGAGGGGGAUUGGGGCAUGGAAUCCCUUGAUGCCAAUAAACUUUGGUGGUAUGGUAGGGUUUGGCGGCGGAAGUGGGUCGGAUGUGGUGGAUGAGAGGUGGAGGAAGCAGCAGAUUUUGGAGUUGGAGGUGUACUCCAGGCGGUUGGAGUUGGUGCAGGAUCAGAUUAAGGCUUCAUUACAGGAGUUGCGGUCAAUGGGAGGAGGGUGAUAAUGGUUCAUCCCGCAAGAAUUGGAGUAAGUAAUCUAUUGGGCUCUCUGGUUUAUUGAUAUAAAAAGGAUUUCUUGAUCAUUCAAUACUGUAGCCAAGAAUUUCUUCUUUUUUUUUUUUUUUUUUAUAUAUCUCUUUUCUACUUUUACUUUUUUGGGGGGUUUUAUUUAUCUUAACCUUUUAUUAAUUUGAUAGAAUAAUUAUUUAAUAAUGGCUUUCUAAUUAUUUAGUGGUUCAGUAGUAUUGUUCAUAUUCUGUAGAGACUUGAUCUGUUGUGCAGAUAAAUGGUUUGAUACUCAGUUGGAUUUCUUGUUAGAAUAAACACACUGUUCCAUUGCAA
Messenger RNA from Carica papaya (papaya), 1847 nucleotides. Its product is annotated as DNA-binding storekeeper protein-related transcriptional regulator. Gene Ontology annotation, cellular component: nucleus. The record is from RefSeq and is a predicted model, not a curated record. Gene Ontology annotation, biological process: regulation of DNA-templated transcription. Lineage: Eukaryota; Viridiplantae; Streptophyta; Magnoliopsida; Brassicales; Caricaceae.